Messenger RNA from Dichomitus squalens LYAD-421 SS1, 1092 nucleotides. RefSeq lists its product as uncharacterized. Lineage: Eukaryota; Fungi; Basidiomycota; Agaricomycetes; Polyporales; Polyporaceae. The record is from RefSeq and is a predicted model, not a curated record. The coding region runs from base 1 to 1092 and encodes 363 amino acids. The transcript has 4 exons.
AUGUCUAUCACGUACAGGGAGCUGGCUUCCGCGGCCUCGACUGCAGGUUUCACACGAAACUUCCGCCACCUGCUCCCCGUGCCCCGGUUUCUCGUUCGCGGCCCCUUUAUGCCUGGUCAGCCUGUCCCCAAGGAUACCAAGCUCAAGGACAGGAUUAAGUACUGGAACAUCGUGCCCGGAGACUUUGUGAAGCUGCGGGGAGACACGAAUGGUACCUUGCACGAGGUGCAUAAGGUGAACAAGCUCAGCAACAGGGUCAUUCUGAAGCGGGAGAUCAACAAGGCGGUAAGUACAACCGGUCUGUCAGUCCCAUAUGCACAAUGCCAGCUCCUCGUCGGCAAGUACGAGUACCCUCCUGAAGACGACUCGACAGAGCCUACGUUGAAAAAUGUUUUCGCGUCGCGCCUCACAAUGUCGAAGCCCUACUACUACCGGAAGGGCGGCUUCUGGAUAUGGCGGCGUUACGCCGUGAAUACCAUCCCGCGGUUACCGAACUACACCGACCGGACCCAUGUCUCCAUCCGUAUACCAUGGCCCAAGCGGAACGCCAUCACGAGGCCUGAUCCGACUCCAUACGACACCACCGAGGAUGAUGCUCUGGCAGUGACCUACACCCCUCCUUCCCUACCCGCCACCUUCCUUUCCCCCGCUCCUCGGAUACCUACUGAGCAGGAGUACAUCAACUUCCUCUACAAGGCCGGAAAACCCCGGAUCCGCCCUUCCGACCCGAUCGAGGUGCACGUCCACAAGGAGCUUUCGAACCCCCACGGGCGCGCCAAGAAGCAGGCGCGCUGGCAGGCUUUCCAGGCCCGCCAAAAGGCACUCCUGCAGGAGUACAUCGAUGCGGAGUACGCUAACCUAGCGGGCCGCACAAAGAAGGAGGCGCGUGCGGAGGCGACGUGGAAGUGGCAGCAGCGGCUCGCGGACGACCGCAAGGCGGAGCUGACGCGGCGCUGGCGUAAUCGCGGAGAGGAGGCGAGUCUGAAGAGGAAGAUGCAGCGCAAACAGCGCAAGGCGAUCAGGCGUAGCCAGAAGCUGCGCAACUUGGUGCUCGAGGAGGCCAAGAACCAGAUCGUGCCGCAGGCUGCGUAG